AUGGCCGACAACGGCGAUCGUGUCAUGUGUCAUGCUUGCGGCGGAGUUUGGUUGCUAGAAACCGGAGAAGACGGACAUGAUACCAACCUAAGGUGCCCACAUUGCGAAUCCGAUGCCACUGAGAUCAUUGAAAUCCCCCCGAAACCCCUCCGCCAGAACUCGAAGCAGAACCGCAUUCGCCGCCAGUGA
Penicillium cataractarum is the source of this 189-nucleotide messenger RNA. RefSeq lists its product as uncharacterized. NCBI's taxonomy places the organism in Eukaryota, Fungi, Ascomycota, Eurotiomycetes, Eurotiales, Aspergillaceae. The coding region runs from base 1 to 189 and encodes 62 amino acids. The transcript has 2 exons. The record is from RefSeq and is a predicted model, not a curated record.